AUGUUCUACAUAUUUUAUUCCUCCUCAAGAUAUUAAUUUUCUGAACAGUCUUAAUUAUAUAUCAAUCUAUAAAUUUUAUUAGAUUAAUAUCUUUAAUGGACCUAUUGCAUUUGUUUUUCUAAUUAGAGUACUCAGAUUUUGCUCCAUUACCAGCUGCUGAUGCUAAUGCAAAAUUUUCUUAAAAUGAUCAUUAUAUUUUAAGAUUAGCAUCUAUUAUGUUUUGUUUAUAGCUUCGUAAUUUAAUGGAGCACUCUAUCUUCAAGCAAGAAAACUAUUUUUUGGGCACCAGGUAUUGAAAAUAGCCGUUUAAGAAAUUUACUGUAUUACUACCCUCCAGAUGUUCAUUAAGGGCAUGUUAUUGCCAGACUCGGCGAAUCAAUAAAUUUGGAAUUUUUAUCAGCAUACGAAAUUAAUACUGCAAGGUUUUGGAUGUGGGAUAUUGAUGAUAGAAAACAGACAGACCUAGUAUUAACAGUAGCACCUGACAGGAUGACUGAAAUAGUCAUUUAUGAUGGUAAUGCCCAAGUUAAAAUAUUACCAAUUUAAAAUCUUCUUUAUGCUAAUACAUGUUGUAAAACACGAUUAAUUGGUUUCCGAAAUAUGCCAAUCAUCAAAAUAUAAGCCUUUUAUGCCUUUUGA
Paramecium primaurelia is the source of this 639-nucleotide messenger RNA. NCBI's taxonomy places the organism in Eukaryota, Ciliophora, Oligohymenophorea, Peniculida, Parameciidae. The record is from the annotation of a GenBank genome assembly.